Messenger RNA from Hibiscus syriacus, 510 nucleotides. Its product is annotated as PLASMODESMATA CALLOSE-BINDING PROTEIN 3-like. Bases 85 to 492 code for a protein of 135 amino acids. The record is from RefSeq and is a predicted model, not a curated record. The transcript has 3 exons. Lineage: Eukaryota; Viridiplantae; Streptophyta; Magnoliopsida; Malvales; Malvaceae.
ACUCUCUCUCUCUCAAGUUGCAGAGUUCAGCCAUUGUUGUUUUCCUAACUCUUGUUCAGCACCCUCUUGCUUUGCUCUUCAACCAUGGCUGCUUCAGUGCUGCUUCCACUGCUCCUUCUGGCCGCCGUGACUGGCCGCUCAAGUGGGACAUGGUGUAUAUGCAAGGAUGGAGUGAGUGAUACUGUAUUGCAGAAGACAUUGGACUAUGCAUGUGGAGAAGGGGCAGAUUGUAACCCUAUCCACAUGAAGGGACCAUGUUUCAACCCAGACACUGUGAGGGCACAUUGCAAUUAUGCCGUCAACAGCUUCUUCCAAAGAAAAGGCCAAGCUCAAGGCACUUGCGACUUUGCCGGCACUGCCGCCGUCACUACUUCCGACCCUAGCUAUGCUGGUUGUCCUCUCCCAGCUACUGCCAGGUAUGCCCUAACGGUCACUCCUUUUGAAAUUUCAAAAGUUUGGGUCAUCACAUUGUUUCAUGGUAAUUACCAUUAAAACGUAUCUACGAUAGUU